ACCAAGACCGAAGAACAUACCACCGCCGAAGGAAAGACUACUAAAGAAAAGACCAAGACCGAAGAGACUACUAAAGAAAAGACUAAGACCAAGACCGAAGAACAUACCACCGCCGAAGGAAAGACUACUAAAGAAAAGACCAAGACCGAAGAAACUACUAAAGAAAAGACUAAGACUAAGACCGAAGAGCCUACAAAAGAAACUACAAUUAAAGAAAAGACCAAGACCGAAAAAACUACCAAGACCAGUACCAAAGAGCCUACGAAAGUAACUACUAUUAAAGAAAAGACCAAGACCGAAGAAACUACUACCAAAGAAAAGACCAAGACCAAGAUCGAAGAAACUACCACCAAAGAAAAGACUAAAACCAAAACCAAGACAACCAUUGAGCCUACCACCAAUUGCGAAACUACAACCAAGUUUAGAACAUCAACUAUUUUCACAAAGACAGCUACCCAUACUAGAGACUACGAACAUCACUCCACUACCAAAGAUAAUGAACAUCACUACACCACCAAAGUUGACGAACAUCAUACUAAAGAUCGUGAACAUCACUACACCACCAAAGAUGAUGGACAUCAUCACACUACCAAAGAUGAUGGACAUCACUACACCACCAAGAUUGACAAACAUACUCAAGACCGCGAACAUCAUUAUACCACCAAAGACGGCAAACCUCACUUCACUACCAAAAAAGACGAACAUCACUACACCACCAAGGUUGACGAACAUAAUACUAAAGAUCGUGAGCAUCACUACACCACCAAAGAUGAUGGACAUCACACCACCAAGACUCAAGACCGCGAACAUCAUUACACCACCAAAGACGGCAAACCUCACUUCACUACCAAAAAAGACGAACAUAACCACACCACCAAGGUUGACGAUCAUAAUACUAAAGAUAGUGAGCAUCAUUACACCACCAAAGGUGGCUUAACUACCAGAGAUGGCGAACAUCACUACACCACCAAGGUUGACGAACAUCACUACACCAAGGUUGACGAACAUCACUAUACUAAAGACCUCGAACAUCAUACCAAAGACUACGAAGAUCUCACUACUAUUUACCACCAUACUAAACCACAACAACAUUACACAACUAUUUAUUACCAUACCAAAGCUCAUCACCAUGUCAAAGAAAAACAUCAUGCCAAAGAAAAGCAUCAUAAAGAUAAGCAUGAUGCCAAAGAAAAACAUCAUAAAGAAAAGCUUCAUCACAAAAAAAAGCAUCACGGCAAAAAAAAUCACGGAAAGAAACAUUAA
Messenger RNA from Acaulospora morrowiae, 1263 nucleotides. The record is from the annotation of a GenBank genome assembly. Lineage: Eukaryota; Fungi; Glomeromycota; Glomeromycetes; Diversisporales; Acaulosporaceae.